UUUAUUCCAAAAACUCCAAACCAUAUACAUUGUAAAUUACACAAACAAAUUUAUCUCCUUCUUUUUGGGGUUUCAUUCAGCCAUUUGGGAUCUAACUAAAAUUAGGGUUUGUAAUUAUAUAUUAUUAUUAUUAUAUAUAAAUGGCUCAAAAUGUGGAGGGAGGGAUUAACGCAGCUUUACUUGAUGACAUCAUCAACCGAUUGUUAGAAUUCCGGCAAGCCAGAACGGCACGGCAGGUUCAGCUAUCGGAAGCAGAGAUCCGAUUACUUUGUACAACUUCUCGUGAAAUCUUCCUCAAUCAACCUAAUUUGUUAGAACUCGAAGCUCCUAUUAAGAUCUGCGGUGAUAUACAUGGGCAAUACGGCGAUCUAUUAAGGUUAUUUGAAUAUGGUGGAUUUCCUCCGGAGUCAAAUUAUUUAUUUUUAGGUGAUUAUGUGGACCGUGGCAAACAAAGUCUGGAAACCAUAUGUCUUUUGCUCGCCUACAAAAUCAAAUAUCCCGAGAACUUCUUCCUUUUGAGAGGAAACCAUGAAUGUGCUUCUAUCAACAGAAUAUAUGGAUUUUAUGAUGAAUGUAAACGCCGUUUCAAUGUCCGACUUUGGAAAACUUUCACCGAUUGUUUUAAUUGUCUUCCUGUGGCUGCUCUUAUAGAUGACAAAAUACUCUGCAUGCAUGGAGGUCUUUCUCCUGAUCUAACUAAUCUUGACCAGAUAAGGAACUUGACCCGGCCCACUGAUGUUCCGGAUUCUGGUUUGCUUUGUGAUCUACUUUGGUCUGACCCUAGUAGGGAUGCUAAGGGCUGGGGGAUGAAUGAUAGGGGGGUGUCCUACACCUUUGGCCCUGAUAAGGUGGCCGAGUUCUUGAUGCAGCAUGAUAUGGAUCUUAUUUGCCGUGCUCAUCAGGUUGUAGAAGAUGGAUAUGAGUUUUUUGCUGAGAGACAGCUUGUUACGAUAUUCUCUGCCCCGAAUUAUUGUGGUGAAUUUGAUAAUGCCGGUACAAUGAUGAGUGUUGAUGAAAGUUUAAUGUGUUCUUUUCAAAUUUUGAAGCCAGCUGAGAGAAAGCCUAGAUUUCUAUGACUUACCAAGGCUUGAUUACUAUGCAAACCCUACAAUUUUAAGCCUAGAAUGUUGCAGAACCCAUUGGCUAUGAGAGGCAGGAAAACAUUCAUGAAGAUUCUGAUGUUAAGAAGAUAGUUAAUGUUUUGUGAUAUGAAGGCUGCCUUGGAUGUUGGCUAUGACGACUUGCUAGUUAAUUAAUUCUAUGAUUAUUGUUGUGAAAAAUAUCUUGAUUCUAAUCUCUUGGCAUGCGAUUUACAGUGACAUGUAAAUACAUUUGGCUUUGUAAAUCGCAUUGUCAUUUUAGUGUACCGCUUUUGACGCUGCAAAAUAUCUAUUUUAAUUGUGGUUGAUCAGUAUGUUUGACCUUUU
Molecule: messenger RNA, 1427 nt
Organism: Erigeron canadensis
Lineage: Eukaryota; Viridiplantae; Streptophyta; Magnoliopsida; Asterales; Asteraceae
Product: serine/threonine-protein phosphatase PP1 isozyme 2-like
Exons: 4
Coding region: 141-1076 (311 amino acids)
Cellular component (GO): cytoplasm; nucleus
Molecular function (GO): protein serine/threonine phosphatase activity
Source: RefSeq, a predicted model, not a curated record